AUGACCGAAGCGUUUGUGAAGCCAAACAUUACUCCCUGUCGUCGACUAUAUGUCCGCAAAGACUUCAAAUGUAUGACCGAAGGGGAAAGGAUGGCAUUCAUACGGGCCGUACGGCAGGUAUACCUGAAUGGUGUGAUGGAUAGGUUGGCGGACAUACAUGUGGGCUAUUGGGCGGCCACUCAUAAAACGGGUGUUUUUCUUCUCUUUCAUAGAAAAAUAGCGCUUGAAUUGGAGAAAGAGUUAAUGAAAAUAGACCCCAGCGUUACACUGCCUUAUUGGGGUACUCCACUAGACUUUUCCACACCCGAGACCUCAUUGAUAUUUGACUACUUCGGUCACGCGGGCACUCAUAACAACUCGUAUUGCGUAAGGGAUGGCCCACUCUAUGGGGAUCUGGAGCUGAACCGGUGUGUGAGAAGGCAAUGGCAUCUCAAUAAGUAUAUGUCUGCGUGGGAUUCACCCGAAAUUAAUACAGCAUUAAUACAAAACUCGGUCAGUUAUCUGAUACAUGCAAUUUUAAUCGUUGGCAUACAUUUUCUCGUACACCUGGCGUUUGGAUACGCCGCUGAUAUGAGCUUAGCCAGCGCUCCAUAUGAUAUAGUUUUCUAUUUAUUUCACAACUUUCUAUUGGACGUGAACGUGAUGAGAAUACAGCUAGGGCAACCAGGGUUACUGAUACCGGAAUCUUACAACAAGUUCAUAAAAGUGGACCAAUUGACCGGUUUUGUAUACAACUCGCACAUCCAGACAGACGUUGUCACCUAUUAUACGGACACACCUGUACUUCAUAUGUUUUGGAUUGGUUUUGGAGAGUACUGUUCGAUCACAGACCAGAUAGUGGACGAUGUGCUCAACACUAUAGACAACAUCAAACCCCCGGUGCCGGCGGCCAUACAGCGAAUGCCCCGCGAUAUUCAACGCACGUAUUAUCCAAAGUUUUAUUCGGGAAACUAUUCGGUGUUUGACUACUAUAUGCCAGAUGUGGGCGACUGACAAACAGUCAACGAAUGCAAACAAACCAUUUCUAAGGGAUGCACACAUCGGACCAACUUUACGGACCUGGAGUUGGAUAGAGUGAGGGUUUGGUUGCAAAACAAAUUUAUGACCGAAGCGUUUGUGAAACCAAACAUUACUCCCUGUCGUCGACUAUAUGUCCGCAAAGACUUCAAAUGUAUGACCGAAGGGGAAAGGAUGGCAUUCAUACGGGCCGUACGGCAGGUAUACCUGAAUGGUGUGAUGGAUCGGUUGGCGGACAUACACUACGGCUAUUGGGCGGCCACUCAUAAAACCACUGUUUUCGCUCUCUUUCAUAGAAAAAUAGCGCUUGAAUUGGAGAAGGAGUUAAUGAAAAUAGACCCCAGCGUUACACUGCCUUAUUGGGGCACUCCACUAGACUUUUCUACACCCGAGACCUCAUUAAUAUUUGACUACUUCGGUCACGCGGGCACUCAUAACAACUCGUAUUGCGUAAGGGAUGGCCCACUCUAUGGGUCACUGGCGCUGAACCGGUGUGUGAGAAGGCAAUGGCAUCUCAAUAAGUAUAUGCCUGCCUGGGAUUCACCCGAAAUAAUUACAUCAGUAAUACAAAAAUCGCUAGGACAACCAGGAUUACUGGUACCGGAAUCGUACAACCAGUUUAUAAGCGUGGAUCAAUUGACCGGUUUUAUAUACAACUCGCACAUCCAGACAGACGUUGUCACUUAUUAUACGGACACACCUGUACUUCAUAUGUUUUGGAUUGGUUUUGGAGAGUACUGUUCGAUCACAGACCAGAUAGUGGACGAUGUGCUCAACACUAUAGACAACAUCAAACCCCCGGUGCCGGCGGCCAUACAGCGAAUGCCCCGCAAUAUUCAACGCACGUAUUAUCCAAAGUUUUAUUCGGGAAACUAUUCGGUGUUUGACUACUAUAUGCCAGAUGUGGGCGACUGUAACUCCGAGUGCCGACCAAUGCCUCUCUUUCAGGGCUAUGCCGACACUGAGAACGGGUUGAGACAAAUGCGGCGAUACUAUUACGACGAGAAUAUCAAUCUUUUGCCAUUUGUUUAUAUUGUUCAGGCAUACUGGCAAACAUUAAUGACUGAGUUAAAUAACCGCGCAUCGCCCGACCCGCACGUUAGGGAAAGCACUGCUAGACAAGCUGUUAGCCAAUGCGAGCAAACCAUAACCCAUGGAUGUACACAUCGGACCAACUUUACGGACCAGGAGUUGGAUAGAGUCAGGGAUUGGAUUCAACAUAAAUAUAUGACCGAAGCUUUUAUAAAGCCCGACACCACUCCCUGUCGUCGACUAUAUGUCCGCAAAGACUUUAAAUGCAUGACCGAAGGGGAAAGGAUGGCAUUCAUACGGGCCGUACGCCAGCUAUAUAUGAAUGGUGUGAUGGAUAGGUUGGCGGACAUACACUACGGUUAUUGGGUGAUCCACAAAACCGAUGAUUUUGUGCCCUUUCAUCGAGUAUUGCAAAACGAAUUGGAAAAGGAGUUACUAAAAGUAGACCCCAGCGUUACACUUCCCUAUUGGGAAACAUCCGUAGACUUUGCUACACCUGAAAAAUCACUGAUAUUUGACUACUUCGGUCACGCGGGCACUCAUAACAACUCGUAUUGCGUAAGGGAUGGCCCACUCUAUGGGGAUCUGGAGCUGAAUCGGUGUGUGAGAAGGCAAUGGCAUCUCGAUAAGUAUAUGCCUGCCUGGGAUUCACCCGAAAUCAAUACAGUAUUAAUACAAAACGCCCGCACAUACGGAAUGUUAUCGCAAUCGUUUACAGGCUAUCACUUUCUGGUACACCUGGCCUUUGGAUACGGCUCUACAAUGAGCGUCACUGACGCUCCCUAUGAGUUAACUAACUAUAUCAUCUUAUUUUACUUAUUUCAUUGCUUUUUAACCGAGGCGUUUGCGGCUAAAGUUCAGCUUGGUCAGCCACAAUUUUUGGCCCCCGAAUCGUACAAUAACUUUAUAAAAGUCGAUCAAAUGACAGGUCUUGUAUACAAAGGCCGCCUUCAGACGGAUAGAGUCACGUACUUCAAUGACGUCAGGGUUUUGGAUAUGUUAUCGAUAGGGUUUGGGAACUAUUGUUACGUAACCGAUGCCAUCGCCGAAGAUGUGCUCAACACUAUAGACAACGUGAAACCCCCGGUGCCGGCGGCCAUACAGCGAAUGCCCCGCGAUAUUCAACGCACGUAUUAUCCAAAGUUUUAUUCGGGAAACUAUUCAGUGUUUGACUACUAUAUGCCAGAUGUGGGCGACUGUAACGCCGAGUGCCGACCGAUGCCUCUCUUUCAGGGCUAUGCGGACACUGAGAAUGGGUUGAGACAAAUGCGGCGAUUUUAUUACGACGAGAAUAUUAACGAAUUGCCUUUUCCCGACACCACUCCUUGUCGUCGUCUAUAUAUCCGCAAAGAUUUUAAAUGUAUGACCGAAGGGGAAAGGAUGGCAUUCAUACGGGCCGUACGCCGGCUGUACCUGAAUGGUGUGAUGGAUAGGUUGGCGGACAUACACUACGGCUAUUGGCCGGCCGGUCAUAAAACCGCCGAUUUUGUGCCCUUUCACAGACAAUUGGGAAAUGAAUUGGAAAAGGAGUUAAUGAAAAUAGACCCCAGCGUUACACUUCCCUAUUGGGGAACACCGGUAGACUUUGCAACGCCCCAUAAAUCACUGAUAUUUGACUACUUCGGUCACGCGGGCACUCAUAACAACUCGUAUUGCGUAAGGGAUGGCCCACUCUAUGGGUUCCUGGAUAUAAACCGAUGUAUGAGAAGGCAAUGGCAUCUCGAUAAGUAUAUGCCUGCCUGGGAAGCACCCGAAAUCGAUACGUCAUUAAUACAAAACGCCGACUCAUACAUAAUAUUGUCCCUACAAUUGGUGGGCUUUCACUUUUACGUCCAUUUAGCGUUUGGCUACGCCGCUGACAUGAGCUUAGCCACCGCUCCCUAUGAGUAA
This is a messenger RNA of Medioppia subpectinata, 3939 nucleotides long. The record is from the annotation of a GenBank genome assembly. Lineage: Eukaryota; Metazoa; Arthropoda; Arachnida; Sarcoptiformes; Oppiidae.